AUGAUAAAAUCGAGGUUUUCAGAAGAUGCGAACGAUAAGAGUGUCGUAGAAAUUUCGACGUGCGCGAUUUAUCAGCUGGAGAAGUCAACGAGCACCGACGAUGACAACGAGGUUUAUUCGAAAUUGGAGCACGAUAGAAUCAUUUCCGAACUUGAAACGAAGAUUACUUCGUUAGUUAUUACUUGUAGAUUACUUCGGUCCGAGUCUGCCAACGCUAACAAGGGAUUUUUAAUAAACAACUAUAAGGCACAAUUAGCAGAGCUGACUAAAGAAAAGGAACAGGAAGUAUCUAGGUGUAAGGAGCUUGAAAGUGAAAAUGUUCUUUUACGAAAUAGCAAUGCUCAGCUGAAAGGCAAGAUAUCGUUGUUAAACAGUGAAAAGGAAAAGCUAGCUCUGGAGUCGGAGAAGUCAAAAUCGAGCGUGAAGGAGAGGGUAGAGACGCAAGCGUUGAAGUACGAGCGAUCGAUGCAGCAGGAGAUGAGCUCGGUAAAAGCUAAGUGCGACCAGGCUGUCGGGAUAAUUAAAUCGAAAAUGAACAUCUCGGAAAGUCGCAACAAAGAGUACCACGACGGGAUAAAGGGGUUCCUGGCAAUGGUUCAUGGUCGCGACCACAAGAAGAAAUCCGAGGCUUGUCCAAAUGGUGGCGAAACCAGUGAUAGAGAGGUUCACGAGGCGGCGUGCUCUAUCCUGAACAUCACGCCUGGUGAACUGUCCGGAUUCAUGAACGCCGGUUCAUCGAGCACGAUCAAGUCCUGGCUAACGGAGCUGCAAAAGGUGACUUCGAGGAGCGGCUUCGCGGAAGACCUGGCCAAGUUUCUCUUCGAGAAGUCCGCGACGGUCGGGGAGGAGUGA
Messenger RNA from Orussus abietinus, 852 nucleotides. RefSeq lists its product as uncharacterized. The coding region runs from base 1 to 852 and encodes 283 amino acids. The record is from RefSeq and is a predicted model, not a curated record. NCBI's taxonomy places the organism in Eukaryota, Metazoa, Arthropoda, Insecta, Hymenoptera, Orussidae. The transcript is spliced from 5 exons.